This is a messenger RNA of Bubalus bubalis (water buffalo), 3299 nucleotides long. RefSeq names its product cyclin dependent kinase 8 (gene CDK8). The record is from RefSeq and is a predicted model, not a curated record. The transcript has 9 exons. Gene Ontology annotation, cellular component: nucleus; mediator complex. Gene Ontology annotation, molecular function: cyclin-dependent protein serine/threonine kinase activity; RNA polymerase II CTD heptapeptide repeat kinase activity; ATP binding. Gene Ontology annotation, biological process: protein phosphorylation. The coding region runs from base 1270 to 2145 and encodes 291 amino acids. Lineage: Eukaryota; Metazoa; Chordata; Mammalia; Artiodactyla; Bovidae.
UCCAAUCCCAUUUUCUCCUUCUAAUUAGACUUGGAAAAUACCCUUGAUAUAAACUGCAAAAUUCUUGACAAACAUUUGAUGCAUCUCAGAAUGCUCCUAGUCAAUUGGCUUGCUUUAAGAAUCAGGCCCUGUCGGUCCUUACGUAGCGUCAAAUGCCUGUUAGGUCCUUAGGUGUGCAUUUAGCAGAUUUCAUCCAACCAGCGUGGUGGCAUCAAAUUCAAAUGUAAGUUCAAAGCAUGCACAGUCUAAAAGACCCAGCCAGACAGUAUUUACAGAUGUGUUUGCUACUGUAAGACUCGGGGAAAAUUUAUAUACUAAAAAUAAUCUCAUUUGGAAUUAUUUCUGUGUCACAUGUAUGAUAUUGACAGGCUUGGGGGAUAUCAGUAGCUUAAAGUAGUCACACUUAAGAUACAUUCUUCUGUAAAUCAGUAUUUAGUAAUCUGACUCAUGGUUUUAGUUCUUUGCCACAUUUCUGUGUUGGUUUUUUUAACCUCUAUAAGUAGAUCAAUUGAGGCCUGCUUCAUUAAAAAUGUGUAUUAGGAGAGCAAAAUCCAACAAAUGGUGGAUGAAUCUUGAAAUUUUUGAAUAGGUGGUAUGACUAGUGAUUGUUCAUUCAAUGUGUAUUUGGCAGCUCUGUGUAAUGACACUGUACUUGAUGUUCCAAGGGAUAGCGAGACAAAAACAUUUUUAUCUGUAAGAUCAUGGUUCGUUAGGACAAACAGCUGUGCCUGAAUAACUGCACUGCAUAGUAAACUGUGCGAAAUGCUGUGAACUGUAUCUCAACACAGCUCCAGCUCUGAGAUACGAGCUGUUGACAUUUGUCAAAUCAGUUUCUUCUGUCCUCAGUUUCCUCAUUUGAAAAAGGAGGUGAUUGAAUUAUAUGAUCUUUAAAGUCUUUUCCUGCUUAAAAAAAACAAACACAAUUCUUUAAAGAAAAAACUCAACCCAAAUAAGUGGGGGGAAAUAGUGGUAUUGUCAUACUGUACAUCAGCUUAUACCAGUGAGCAUGCUUACUGAUGCAGAUAACGGGAGGCCUCACCCUAACUGAUCUAAUUCUCUGGUACUUGUGACCAGUAAAAAGAAUGAACAUGUGGCUGGCUGCACAGCCCUGUCCCCCUGGUGGUAAGACAGACGGAAAGAAAUCUGCCGGGAGGAGUAGGGUCACCCUGGACCUCAGGCAGCAGAGUGAGUUUGUAACCCAGUGGCAGUAGUUUGCAAUGAAUGAAGAUCUCAACCUUGGCUUAUAUUUAGACUUCUGAAAGGGCUGAUAUGGGCUUUGCCCGACUAUUUAAUUCACCUUUGAAGCCUUUAGCAGAUUUGGAUCCAGUAGUAGUUACAUUCUGGUACCGAGCCCCAGAAUUACUUCUUGGAGCAAGACAUUAUACCAAAGCUAUUGAUAUUUGGGCUAUAGGGUGUAUAUUUGCAGAACUACUAACGUCAGAACCAAUAUUUCACUGUCGACAAGAGGACAUCAAAACUAGUAAUCCUUAUCACCAUGACCAGCUGGACAGAAUAUUCAAUGUAAUGGGAUUUCCUGCAGAUAAAGACUGGGAAGAUAUAAAAAAGAUGCCUGAACAUUCAACAUUAAUGAAAGAUUUCAGAAGAAAUACGUAUACCAACUGCAGCCUUAUCAAGUAUAUGGAAAAACAUAAAGUUAAACCAGAUAGUAAAGCAUUCCACUUGCUUCAGAAGUUGCUUACCAUGGACCCAAUAAAGCGAAUUACCUCAGAGCAGGCUAUGCAGGAUCCCUAUUUCCUAGAAGACCCGCUUCCUACAUCAGAUGUUUUUGCCGGUUGUCAGAUCCCUUACCCCAAACGAGAAUUUUUAACAGAAGAAGAACCUGAUGACAAAGGAGACAAAAAGAACCAGCAGCAGCAGCCGGGCAAUAACCACACGAAUGGGACCGGCCACCCAGGGAACCAAGACAGCAGUCACACCCAGGGACCCCCGUUGAAGAAAGUGAGAGUCGUCCCUCCUACCACUACCUCAGGUGGACUGAUCAUGACCUCAGACUAUCAGCGUUCCAAUCCGCAUGCUGCCUACCCCAACCCCGGACCAAGCACAUCGCAGCCGCAGAGCAGCAUGGGGUACUCAACUACCUCCCAGCAGCCUCCACAGUACUCCCACCAGACGCAUCGGUACUGAGCUGCGUCGGACACCGUCCAUGCACUGUCGCGGUGCCGCAGGCCGCCUGCAGCUUUCAGCGGGAGCCUGGGAUGGGCCAUGAGAACGUACUGUGCAGCCACGCAGUCAGAUGUCCGGUAGCCGAGUUCCACCGCUUUUCACAGAUUGGGGUAGUGGCUUCCACGUUGUCGCUGUCUGGAGUUAGGCUUGAGAAUAAAGUGCUAGCACAGUUUGUGUUGUGGGUUUGCUACUUCCAUAGUUUACUUGACAUGGUUCAGACUGACCAAUGCAUUUUUUUCAGUGACAGUCUGUAGCAGUUGAAGCUGUGAAACGUGCUAGGGGCAAGCAUUUGUCGUCAUAUGUGGUGAAUUCUUCCAGUGUAACAACAUUAUCUGACCAAUAGUACACACACACACACAGAGGUUUAACUGGUACUUGAAACAUGCAGUAUACGUUAACGAAGCAACCAAGACUCAACAUGAGAUUAUUUCGGUACACCUUUCAUUUCAAUGUCUUAUCAGUGGGUUGAUUCAUUUUCUACAUUAAUCAGUGUUCUUUGACCAAGAAUAUUGCUUGGAUUGUUUUGGAAAGUACAAGAAGCCACAUAGUUUUUCCAGGAAGGUUUCAAAACUCCCAAAGAUUAAUUUCCAACUUCUGAGUUUGUUUUUAUUUUCAAUCUAUGACUUGACUGGUAUUAAAGCUGCUAUUGAUAGUAAUUAAAUAUGUUGUCAUUGAUAUAAACCUGUUUGGUUCAGCAAACAAACUAAAAUGAUUGUCAUAGACAGUGUUUUAUUUUUCUUGUUGGUGUUGCUGAUUUGUGAGCAUGCUUUAAGAUGAAAAAAGCAUGAGUGAUAACUUCCUUAAAAAGGUGCGGCAUCCGAUUCAGAUAUUUUGUCCUGAUUUUAAAGCUGGUUGGUGUAGUGCUACUAAAAUUUCGUUCAGUUCAUUUUCUUUUUUUAAAACUUGUUCGCACGUUGUUUAGGGUGCCCUUACUUCAGCAAAGAAGAAGGAGUAGGAGAGCCUUAGAAUUUUUGAGGAAAAAAGAAAACCUAUAACAUACAAUGUACUGUAUCAAACUAUUUUACAUGAAUGACACAAGUAUUCUGAAUUUAAAAAAAUUGAACAUUGUUAAAAACAAGGUGUUAUGUAAUAAAUUUAUUUUUCAUAAAUCAAAA